Messenger RNA from Dovyalis caffra, 705 nucleotides. NCBI's taxonomy places the organism in Eukaryota, Viridiplantae, Streptophyta, Magnoliopsida, Malpighiales, Salicaceae. The record is from the annotation of a GenBank genome assembly.
AUGAACGAUGCAGAUGUGUCAAAGCAGAUCCAGCAAAUGGCCAGAUUCAUCCGUCAGGAGGCGGAGGAGAAGGCCAACGAGAUCUCUGUCUCCGCCGAGGAGGAAUUUAACAUUGAGAAAUUGCAAUUCCUAGAAGCCGAAAGGAAAAAAAUCAGACAAGAAUUCGAACGCAAGACUAAACAAAUGGAUAUCCGUAAGAAAAUCGAGUACUCCAUGCAGCUGAAUGCGUCACGGAUAAAAGUUCUUCAAGCACAAGAUGAUAUUGUGAAUUCCAUAAAAGAAUCAGCUAGUAAGCAACUUCUGCGUUUUUCGAACAACAAGAAGGAAUAUAGGAAGCUCCUCAAAAAUUUGAUUGUUCAGAGUUUAACACGACUGAAGGAGCCAGCAGUUUUGCUUCGAUGCCGAGAGGUUGAUCGUAAAAUUGUUGAGUCUGUUCUGGACGACGCAAGACGCGCAUACGCAGAGAAAGCCCAAGUACAUGCUCCCAAUAUAACCAUUGAUAAUGCUGUAUACCUUCCACCGCCUCUGAAAUCCUCAGACUCCCUUGAUCCUUACUGUUCCGGCGGGGUGGUAAUGGCAUCACAAGAUGGGAAGAUAGUUUGCGAGAACACUUUGGAUGCAAGAUUGGAUGUUGCUUUCAGAAAGAAACUGCCAGAGAUCCGAAACCAGCUUCUUGGAAAAGGCAAAGCUGGCCCUGAUCCUUGA